ACACUCAUUAGCACAAAAUAGAGAAAACAAAUAAAACAUGAUAAAAUAAGAAAAUAUUAUACUACUCGUAUUUAAUAAAGAGAGAGAGAAAAAAAUAAUACAGUACAUAUAAAAAUACAGUACACGCAUGGCUUGUCGGCGGCAACUAGUUUAGCGUCUAUCACCAAACCGAAAAUAUUCAUCCCAUAAUCAACAGCGGUCAUGUCGAUUCGAUCAGAACCAGCAGGUGACGAAGAAGCAGAAGAAGUACAAGAAGCUGUAGACAACCAGGCACCAGCAUAUCACCCUACUGCUCCUUCUCACGAGUUAUUUGAUGUCUCAACAACAGUCGAUCCUAGUUAUAUCAUAUCCUUAAUAAGAAAACUUUUACCACCUGACUUGAGUAAUAAUAGUAACAACGCUUAUGGAGUUGAUGCUAGUGAUGCAUCUGCUGAAGGAUCAAAAUCCAAUGGAAUGGAAGAAAGUGUAGUCUCUUUAUCUGUAAAUAGAGUUCUGAAUGGCACAAACAGUGAAACUGAGGCCAUGGACAAGGUUGAUGAUUUUGGUGAACUUGCUGAUCAUGAAGGACGAAAUGAUGGAUCCUGUUACAAAGAGGGUGAAUCAGUGGGGGAACAGGCUUGGGAAGAAUAUGGAUGCAUUUUAUGGGAUCUUGCAGCAACUAGAACGCAUGCUGAAUUCAUGGUGCAAAACCUUAUACUUGAAGUGCUUUUGGCAACUCUUAGGGUUUCCCAAUCUGUUCGUGUUACGGAGAUUAGCCUUGGAAUCAUUGGGAACCUUGCAUGCCAUGAUGCUUCCAGGAAGCAGAUAGUCUCAAAAAGUGGAUUGAUUGAAAUAAUUGUGGAUCAGUUGUUUUUAGAUGACACCCCAUGCCUCUGUGAAGUAUGCCGGUUGUUCACUUUGGGCCUUCAAGGUAGUGAAUGUGUUACUUGGGCUUACGACCUCCAAAUCUGGUUCAUCAAGAGAAAGAUUUUCAAUCUCAAGUAUUUAACUACCUUCCAAGGAAUCAAGGGUGGUAAAGUUACGUUAGUGAAAAGCGUCUUGUCAAGCCUUCCAAUGUAUUUCCUUUCGCUCUUUCGGGUUCCAGCCUUCGUUGUUGGCCGUCUGGAGAUGUUACAACGAAACUUCCUUUGGGGGGAUCGUGGAGAGGAGUUUAAGUAUCAUCUGGUCAGAUGGGAGCAGGUUUGCAGGCCUUUUCAGUUGGGCGGCCUUGGGAUUAGGAGAUUGGCCCCCUUUAACAGUGCUCUCCUCGGUAAGUGGCUUUGGAGAUUUGGCAGUGAAAGGCAUAGAUUAUGGAGAAGGGUUAUUUCCUGUCGCUUUGGGGAGGAGAGAGGGGGGUGGUCAGCUAGGCCAGUCAGGUCUGCUAGUGGAGUAGGGGUGUGGAGGGCCAUUGGAAAAGGAUGGGACGAGUUUUCCAAACAUGUUAGAUUCAAAGUUCGGGAUGGAAGGUUUGUCCGGUUUUGGGAGGAUCCUUGGUGCGCGGAUAGGCCUCUGGCUCUUUUGUUUCCAAGGCUGUUCAGGAUUGCUGUUGACAAACAUGAUAUGGUUGCUAACUGCUAUCGCCUUGAUAGCGGGAGGUUAUCUUGGCAUGUGCGAUUCCGGCGAUCUUUUCAGGAUUGGGAGUUGGAUGAUCACUGGCUUGUUGGCUCUCUUGUACAGACAGGAGGUGGAGGGCACUGUUUGAGAAGAAAGUUGGUGAGAGCUUUCUUUGUUACUGUUACUGCUUUAUGGAGUAUUUGGUGUGAAAGGAAUAGAAAAAUUCAUGAAGAUUCAAGAAGGAAUGCUGAGGACAUUGCUUCUUCUUUUGUAAAGCUUGCCUGUACAGGUGAUUUCGCCUUAAUAUCGGUUGUGGCUUUAGUGGUUUAUAUCUCUUUCAUGUUAAUAAUUGAUAUCUUUAUAUUGAGUGUUGGCUUGCUGUUAGCCAUCUUGGAAAGUGAGCAGAAAGUGAUUGAUGCUCUUCUACCAACAUUGAUGAAGUUGGGUCUUCCAAAUCUUCUGUUCAAUCUCUUGGCCUUUGAGAUGAGCAAAUUAAAAGAAGAAAGAAUAACUGAAAGGUACUCUGUUCUUGAUUUGAUUCUCCGGACAAUUGAAGCACUUUCUGUCAUUAAUGAUUAUUCUCAAGAAAUCUCUUCAAAUAAGGAACUUUUUCACCUAUUAAAAGACUUGGUCAAACUACCUGAUAAAAUUGAGAUUGCCAAUUCUUGUGUUACUGCUGCAGUUUUAAUAGCAAAUAUUCUGACUGAUGCACCUGAGCUAGCUUUAAUGAUAUCAAAGGAUUCCUCUUUCUUACAGGGUCUGCUUGAUAUAUUCCCUUUUGCUUUGGAUGAUUUAGAAGCACGAAGUGCACUUUGGAGUAUAAUUACAAGACUAUUGGUUCGAGUACAAGAAUGUGAGUUGAGCGCAUCCAGUCUGCAUCAGUAUGUAUCAGUAUUAGUAAGAAAAUCAGAUCUGAUUGAAGAAGACCUUCUUGAUUACCAGUUAGAUGGCUCAAAGGAAAAACAUGAGAGUUUGAUCAUUUCUGGUGCAAGAGUAGAUGCUAGAACUACAGCUCAGUUGAGAGCGAUUAUUAGUAUUUUAACAACAUGGACUACCUCAAAGGAUUCUGUAAAGGAGACUAAUAUCAUUGGAGGAAAUGAUGUAAAUGAUGGAAAUGUUGACGCAUUGUUGGAGUGCUGUCGUAAAUAUACCGAUUUUGCUGCAGGAACAUGCUCCAUGGAUUAGUCAUAUUCUAAAGUUCUCCAUGCUACUGAUUGUCAUUGUCUACUGCUUUCUAGAUUUGUGAAGACCAUAUAAACCUAUAGCUCCUGAAUUCUCUCCCCAUAAUACAAAGAAGGAAGUUUCAGUGCGACAAUCAAGAGCAAUCAACCCUGGUCCCUACUGGGAGCACUAUUUUUUAGGGCUACGACAUGUGGAACGCCUGGCUCUUUUGCACCUCCAAUUUCAAGUUCAGUCAUAGACAACUGAGUCGAGUAUUGCAGUAUCCAAUUGGCCUGAGCCUGAAAACAAUCAUUCUUCAAUCAGGCAGAUGUUUCCCGAUGUGGAUUUUCUUAUGGAAAGAAUGGAUUGGGUUAAGAUGAGGGAACGGAUGGGUGUGAAUUAAGGCUUAUGUUGACAAGGGACCAUUUCCUGGUAAAACUAUGGAAAACCAGCAGAGGUUACUAAAUUUGGUGUAGAAGUAUAAAUGAUCACCUUGAAAGAUACUUACAUGGAUCACUUGCAGUGAUAAUGUAUAAUUUACAAUACUCUCUUUAAUGAUGUGCUGAAGUUACAUGUAAUAUGAUUUUUUUUUCAUUUGUUAUAUUGGCAAUUUACUCUCAUUAUUACCUUA
Messenger RNA from Cornus florida, 3325 nucleotides. RefSeq lists its product as uncharacterized. The record is from RefSeq and is a predicted model, not a curated record. Bases 202 to 2718 code for a protein of 838 amino acids. NCBI's taxonomy places the organism in Eukaryota, Viridiplantae, Streptophyta, Magnoliopsida, Cornales, Cornaceae. The transcript is spliced from 14 exons.